Molecule: messenger RNA, 4956 nt
Organism: Hippoglossus stenolepis (Pacific halibut)
Lineage: Eukaryota; Metazoa; Chordata; Actinopteri; Pleuronectiformes; Pleuronectidae
Gene: bnc2
Product: basonuclin 2
Exons: 6
Coding region: 770-4657 (1295 amino acids)
Biological process (GO): regulation of DNA-templated transcription
Cellular component (GO): nucleus
Source: RefSeq, a predicted model, not a curated record
CUUAUCUCGGGGCCAUGCCUGCGCAUUUUGGCACAGUUUGUUUCAUGUCGCGCUUGGAUGUGACUCCUCUUCAUCCUGAGCCUAACGUCGUAAAUCAGGUCUGUGGACCCGCAGUCACUCUGGUUACAGUCACACACGCGGCGUGUAAAAAAAAAAACAACCCACACACAGGUCUGAAUUCGCCCCAACAUUAACACAGCAGCCACCUUCUCUCCAGCCCGGACCGGCCACAGCUCUCCGCGGCGCACUGCGCUGACUCUGCAGAAGGAAACCAUCGGGGGAGUGUGGGAAGGCGUUUUUUUUUUUUUUUUUGCGUUUAUCCUCAAGGUAGAACACGCAGCUACAGCCCUGCUCCUGGAUGCCAGCGAUCCCAACCGUCUCCUUGGCUUCAGUUUGCGGGAAAAAAGGAAGAAGGGGGACCGGGUGUCGUGGUCGUGCGUUCUUCAUCCGAGGGACCGACGCGUUUCCAAAAAGCCCCCGACGCGCGUUCUUUCCCCAGCUGAAGCGGCGCGGACACACACACACGAUUCUCUGGAUUUAAAAAAGAGAGAGAAACGAGAGCGAGUCGUUUGCUGCGUUGAAGGUGAAAUUGUCCUAAACGGCGGUGCUAAGUUUGAGAGCAGAACACCCACCGCGAAGCAGCCCAGACACACGCACGCCACUGACGAGGAGAAAGUUCCCCACUUGAGGGCGAAAUCAGACUUUUUUGAGGACGCCAAGUUUGAGAAGUGCCAGGAGCUCCGGGGUCUGUGAGACACAACAUGCAGCGAUGUCCAAGGAGGCAGAUUUGGAUGUGAGAGGCAGUGAGUGCGACACAGUCCCACCAGAGCCCAGCACAGACCCAGAAGUGCCCAGGCCACCUCCAGCAAAGGCUAACGGACCCCACGACACCGCUGGCGCUUGCACGAGCAUCCCCUCCGGUAGCCACAGUAGCAGCAGCAGCAGCAGAAGUGGUCUGGGUGGCAUUAGCAUCGUUAGCAGCAGCGCUGAGGGAGCAGGCGAAAGCUCCAUGCAGUUCAGCACCAGACCGCCUAGUGCUGAGCAGCCGGGCUUCAUGGGGACAUGGCAGCAGCAGAGCACUGACAGCAACCUCCUCUACAGAAUGUCCCAGCAGGCCAUUCGCUGCACACUGGUGAACUGCACGUGUGAGUGUUUCCAGCCCGGCAAGAUUCACUUACGGACAUGUGACCAGUGCAAACACGGCUGGGUAGCUCAUGCUCUGGACAAGCUCAGCACCCAGCACCUCUACCACCCGACCCAGGUGGAGAUCGUUCAGUCCAACGUGGUGUUCGACAUCAGCAGCCUGAUGCUGUACGGCACCCAGGCCGUGCCCGUCAGACUCAAGAUCCUCCUCGACCGCCUCUUCUCCGUGCUCAAGCAGGAGGAGGUGCUGCACAUCCUGCACGGCCUGGGCUGGACCCUCCGAGACUACGUCAGGGGCUACAUACUCCAGGAUACUGCAGGCAAGGUGCUAGACCGCUGGUCCAUCAUGUCCCGAGAAGAAGAGAUCAUCACCCUGCAGCAGUUCUUGCGCUUUGGUGAGACCAAAUCCAUUGUGGAGCUGAUGGCCAUUCAGGAGAAGGAAGGUCAGGCAGUUACAGUUCCCUCCUCCAAGACAGACUCCGGUAUUAGGACAUUCAUUGAAAGCAACAGCAGGACCCGCAGCCCUGGACUCCUGACGCAUCUGGAAACCAGCAGCCCAUCGAGCAUUCACCAUUUUGAGAAUAUCCCCAACAGCUUAGCCUUCCUCCUGCCCUUCCAAUACAUUAACCCAGUCUCUGCUCCGAUGCUUGGUUUGCCGCCAAAUGGCCUGCCUAUGGAACAGUCCGCCCUCCGGCUCAGGGAACCCAGCCUGCCAAACCAAGGUGAACAGGUGGAGACCAGUGAGUCAGAAGUGUCCCUGUCACCCUUCCGCUCAGGCCAGAGCCCAAACCGUGGAGCCCUGGGAGCCAUUAACAACAACAUUGAACCCAAGACAGAGCCCAACAAUAGGGCAUCACCCAUCUCGCCAACCCCUUCCACCCAUCAAUCUCAACAACAGACACAGCUCCAACAGGGUCAACAGCAGUCCCAAAAUCAAUCUCAGCAGUCCAAUAGCUUGAGUGACCAUCAGGUCCACCACCACUUUGUAAAGGACGAGCAGUCUAAAACCAUCACCCAUUCUUCUUUUUCCUCAAAGAUGCAUCGCAUGCGCCGCAUGGGAUCCACUUCACGCAAGGGUCGUGUGUGCUGCAAUUCUUGUGGCAAAACCUUUUAUGACAAAGGUACCCUUAAGAUACAUUAUAAUGCUGUACACUUGAAGAUUAAACACCGUUGCACCAUUGAGGGAUGUAAUAUGGUCUUCAGCUCACUUCGCAGCCGUAAUCGUCACAGUGCCAAUCCCAACCCAAGGCUACACAUGCCAAUGCUGCGCAAUAACCGUGACAAGGACCUCAUCCGUUCCAAUUCAGCCCCUGGUACACCUGUCAUCUCAAGCACCAAGAAUGGUGGCUUCACACUUACCAGCCCUGGAAGGCCACCACUGGGCUUCACUACCCCACCAGUAGACCCUAUGCUUCAGUCACCUCUGCAAAGUCCACUGGUGUUUCCCUCGUUGAAGUCAGUUCAACCAGUCCAGCCAGUGCCCCCAUUCUACCGUACACUGUUGUCCCCUGCAGACCUUGUCAGCCCUCCAGUGUCACUGCCCACAAGCCCCAUCCUGCCCACUGCCACUAAUAGUACCAGCCUGAUGGACCAGCACCUCCUGGCUGCAGCUGUGGCUUCACAUAAUAAUGUUCAUAUGUCAGAGGCAGGACCCAUGUCCCACCGCUUACCUACACCUAGCGCCAAUAAUGACCUCACAAGUGGCAUCAGUGACCCCACACCCAAAAAGAAGCCUCGUAAAUCUAGCAUGCCAGUAAAGAUUGAGAAGGAGGUGAUUGAUGUGGCGGAUGAAUACGAUGACAAAGAUGAAGAUGAUGAAGAUAACAUUCACCGAAAUCACCAUCAUCACCAGUCAUCACUUCUUCACAACAACAUCAAAAUCAAUGGAAAUUGUAACAGCCACAACAGUGGCAGUGGUAAUGGAAAUCACAGUGGUGGUAGUGGGCAGCAAUCCCCUUCUCAGGAUGAGAUGAGCCCUGGGUUAGCUCUGAGAGGCAUGAUGAGACAGAGUGAAGAUGAAUGCCGUGAAGGGAACCGUAGUGACAGUAGGGGAGGUAAUGAUCUGCGAAGCUCUGGUGAAUUACGUUGCAUGGACAGCUUCACCUCUGAAGACCAGGACCAUGAGAGAGACUUUGAGAACGAAUCUGAAAACUCUGAUUCCAAGAUGUUCUACCGGGAUGAGCUCAUGGAUGUGGAUGAACAUCCAAAACACAGCAGGGUUGGAAGAGGUCUGGACAAGGAACAGGAUGAUGAGGCAAAUGAGGAAGCUCAUUUGCGAAAGGAAAUGGAAGGCAAGGGCCUUUCCUCACCCUCUCCUCAUCACCACCCUAUGAAGAUCAAGGAAGAACUGAAUGAUCCUACCUAUGACAUGUUCUGCAUGGGCCAGUAUGGCAUCUACAACGGAGGCAUGGCAGCGGCUGCUGCCGCUGCUGCGAGUAUGGCUGCCCUGCAUGAGAGCUUCAUCUCUUCGAUGGGCUAUGGUGCCAGUCCACCCAAAUUCCUUUCUUCUCAAUCACCGGAGGGAGAUCCAUGCUCAAGUCCUGACCCCAAGAUCUGCUAUGUGUGUAAGAAGACUUUCAAGAGCUCCUACAGCAUGAAACUGCACUACAAGAAUGUGCACCUCAAAGAGAUGCACGUGUGCACUGUGGCUGGAUGCAACGCCGCUUUCCCUUCCCGGCGGAGCCGAGACAGGCACAGCUCCAACAUCAACCUGCACCGCAAACUGCUGACCAAAGAGCUGGACGACAUUGUCCUGGACCCCCAACUCACGCCACUGCCCAAGGACCUGCGAGCUGAGAUACUGGCUAAGAUCUACGCCGGGCACCACAUGGGCUUGGACCCUAUGGCUGGGAUGGGCAUCGGAGGCGCCAGCCUUGGACACACCGGCCUGAACCACGAUGCCCGUUCCCCCAUGAGCAAUGAGUAUUUCCACCACCCUCUCAGCCACAACCUCAAAAAUCACCACACCAACGGCUUCUCCCAUGGCCAGCCAGAUGACUACAUGGUGCUGGACCUGAGCACCACAUCAAGUGUUCAAUCCAGCAGCAGUGUCCACUCCUCACAUGAGUCAGAUGAGGGCAGCGAUGAAGGCAUUCUUCUGGAUGACCUGGAGGAGGAGGAUGGAGAAGAGGAUGAGGAGGAGGGUAACAGCGAGGGAGAGGACUGCUCCCAGCGUGCCGAGAGGCAAGCUGAAAUUGGGCAGCGGGAUGAGACUGGAGAACUCAGAGGAGAAGGACAUGGUGAGGGGUUGGAACCUCCCUCCUCACCAUUCCUCCUUUCGUCCACCGGGGGCAGUAAUAGUGGCGGCAGUGGGAUCCUCUGCAACAUCUGCCACAAAAUGUACAGCAACAAAGGGACCCUGCGCGUGCACUACAAGACUGUGCACCUGCGAGAGAUGCACAAGUGCAAAAUUCCCGGUUGCAACAUGGUGUUCAGCUCAGUGCGCAGUCGCAACCGACACUCUCAGAACCCCAACCUCCAUAAAAACAUGCCCUUCUCUACAAUAAUAGACUAAAUAAUGACUUUCUACUCUACCCUCCUGUCAGUCUGCCCGCUCCUCCCGUCGUUCCUCAUCCUUAUUCCUCCUCAAAUUAGCUUUUAACCCCAGCCCAGGGCCAUCAAAUGCAGGCUAAGUGCUUGUGUUCCUCCUGCCCUCCCUCUGUAAGUCAUUGCAAGACAUUUGUAUGUCCCUCUAUAAAAUUCAUUGACUCUAAAUACAGUUUAUUAUUUUGACCUUUGACUUCACCUUCUUUGGAAGAACAGGACGAUACUCUUGAGUACGGAGUUUACUUUAUAACAAAACUCCAAACUUGU